GAUGGGGUGAAAACAACUUGUAUAACGUGUAGUUUUGUCAUCUCUCUAGUUCAUCCCUUUGCUUCUUUUUCUCAUUCUCUCUCUCUCUCCUAAUCAAUUGGAGAUUUCCCUAAUAUCUAUUCCAUUACUUCCCUUGUUAUUGUUCUCACUGCAGCUCCAUUUCCUUCGCCUUAACUGUCCCCUUGUUUAUCCUGUGAAGGAAAAAGGAAGUUUUUUAAUCCCAAAAACAGAAAACAAGAAAGCAGAAGGAAGAUCAUUUAGUCAUGGGUAAAAGUAGGCCACCAAAAUCAGAGUCUAAAACUUCAAGACUGCUUGAACCAGAGUUUGUUGCCCCCAAAAAGAGGAAGAUGACUCAGAAAGUUGUGAUCACAGUGCAAAUGGAAGCAAAUGCUAUAAAGCAGAAGAAUGAAGGGGCUCCUUCAGAUUGUUGGAGCUGGAGAAAAUAUGGACAGAAACCCAUCAAAGGAUCCCCUUAUCCCAGUGAUCAUUUUGGAUACAGGGGUUACUACAAAUGCAGCAGCUCAAAGGGUUGUUCAGCUAAAAAACAAGUAGAAAGGUCCAGCACAGAUUCAUCCUUGUUCAUCAUUACAUACACAUCCACCCAUAAUCAUCCAGGUCCAAAUUUCCCUAACAAAGACACUGAUCCUGUUACACAAGAUACUGCCAUGACUCUACAGCAAGAUCAAGAACCAAUAACGGAUCGACACAUGUCCCUCGAAGACAAUGAUGAUGACUCACAAAGCUUCCAUUACAGCAAAUCCCCAUUUAAUAGUACUACCAGCAUUUCCCAAGGCAUACAUGUCCAGCAAGAAGAGAAUCAAUUCACUGAUAAAUUCUUGGGAACAAUUUCAUAUGAUGAUUUUCUGCCCCUUUCUUACCCUCAGCUAAUGAAGUUUCCAAAAUCAGAAUUGUCAGAAGAAAAUGACUUUUAUGAUGAACUAGGAGAGUUACAACUACCUCCAUCUUUUACUUCCUUUGCAGGCAUUUUUGAAGAGACAAUCCUUGUAGAUCCCUCUUAGUAAAAAUGCGGAGAUCACAGUUCAGAUAGGUUUCAUUGACAGGUAGUAGUGAUAUCUUAAGUUUGUGAAUUUCUUGUCAAUGCUUGAGGUCAAAUCAUUUCAUUUGGCACAUUGUAAGUAUGAUAUCAUCAGAAGGAGACUCAAAUAGUAUUUCAUUUGUAGCCAUGUAAAGGAAGCUCGCUGCUUUGUUUUUUAUAAUAGGAUGGACACUUUCAUUUUUCUCUU
Nicotiana tabacum (common tobacco) is the source of this 1244-nucleotide messenger RNA. RefSeq lists its product as uncharacterized. Gene Ontology annotation, biological process: regulation of DNA-templated transcription. Gene Ontology annotation, molecular function: DNA-binding transcription factor activity; transcription cis-regulatory region binding. The record is from RefSeq and is a predicted model, not a curated record. NCBI's taxonomy places the organism in Eukaryota, Viridiplantae, Streptophyta, Magnoliopsida, Solanales, Solanaceae. Gene Ontology annotation, cellular component: nucleus.